Messenger RNA from Penicillium malachiteum, 1086 nucleotides. Its product is annotated as sugar phosphate isomerase/epimerase family protein. Lineage: Eukaryota; Fungi; Ascomycota; Eurotiomycetes; Eurotiales; Aspergillaceae. The record is from RefSeq and is a predicted model, not a curated record. Bases 1 to 1086 code for a protein of 361 amino acids. The transcript has a single exon.
AUGGUUAUCAACCGCCCCGGAAUUGCGUCCAUGUCCCUGGGCCGACCAUGGAUCCACGACCUUCCAGGCAAGCUCAUGCAAGCCGCUGCACAUGGCUUUGAGGGUAUUGAGCUCUUCUUCGACGAUCUGGACUGCUAUGCUCAGCGCACAUUUAACGGUGAUCACCUCGAGGCUUCCGUACAAGUUCGACGCCUUUGCGAGCGUCUCGGCAUGACUAUCAUCUGUCUGCAGCCAUUCUCCAUGUACGAGGGACUGCUAGACCGCGCCGAGUCAGACAAGCUGGUGACAGAGAAGCUGCCUAGAUGGUUCACCCUGGCGCGGGCGCUGGGCACAGACAUGAUCCAGGUUCCUUCCAACUUCCUUGGACCUGACCCUAAGACCGGUGCUCCCCGUACCACCGGAGAUCUCUCCGUGAUCGUUGCCGAUCUCCAGCGCAUCGCCGACUUGGGUGCCAAGGAGGGAUUCCGAUUUGUGUAUGAGGCUCUCUGCUGGGGUGACCACGUCGAUACAUGGGAGGCAUCCUGGGACGUUGUUCGUGGUGUUGAUCGCCCCAACUUCGGUCUGUGUCUGGACUCUUUCAACAUCGCUGGUCGCGUUUACGCCGACCCAUCUUCUCCCACCGGCCGUACCCCCAACGCCGCGGCUGAUCUGGCCGCCUCUCUCGAGCGUCUCCGCAACGCUAAGAUCGACCCCGCCAAGAUCUUCUAUGUCCAGCUCGUUGACGGUGAGCGCCUCGAUGCUCCUCUGGAUGAGAAGCACCCCUUCCACAUCGACGGUCAGCCCGUGCGCAUGUCCUGGUCUCGCAACGCCCGUCUUUUCCCCUUCGAGGAGUCCCGCGGUGGUUACCUUCCUAUCGUGGAUGUUGCCCGUACCUUCUUCGAUGACCUUGGUUUCCGUGGCUGGGUUUCUCUGGAGCUCUUUAGCCGUACUCUCGCCAACCCCGAUCCUUUCACCCCCACUGACCACGCCCGCCGUGGAAUCGACUCAUACCACAAGAUGGGUCGUCUGUUGAACUGGGAGGGCCAAACUGAGAAGAUCCCUGCUGCUCUUAAGGAGCCUUCUUCUCCGGUUCAGCACCGCCUGUAA